AAAGAUGAUAAGCUAAAGGUAUGAAAAGCCAAAAUAUAGAAUGUACAAACGGUCGACCCAACCCUAGAAGAUAAAAUCUCAAAGUCACAGGAAGAUUGGAGCUCUAAAUCGAAAACACUGAGCUAAAGAUGCCGCUUUUCGCGUCUCAAACCGUUCUCCACAGCUCGCAUCAACCUCCCUCGCUCCUCUACCCCUCAAAUCCUCUUCGAAGUUACAGUUCCAUUCCCCAAACCCUAAACCUAACCCUAAAAAAGAAGACAAAGCUCCAUGUGAGCAGCCGCCGCUCGGACUAUUUCGAGCAGCAGAGGGUCGCCCCUCGUGCGCCGGAGGAACGCUCCUUCACGGCUCAGUCUCCCGGAACUCAGCCUACUAGGGUUUACGCGGGUUACUCUAUCUACAAGGGAAAGGCUGCUCUAUCACUGGAGCCAAAGUCGCCUGAGUUCGCCCCUUUAGAUUCUGGGGCUUUCAAGGUGUCAAAGGAGGGUUUUGUUCUUCUCCAGUUUGCACCCGCAGUUGGGACAAGGCAAUAUGAUUGGAACCGGAAGCAGGUUUUCUCCUUAUCUGUCGGUGAGAUUGGAACACUGAUGGGUCUUGGUGCAAAGGAUGCUUGUGAGUUCUUUCAUGAUCCCUUUAAAGGGAAAAGUGAAGAAGGCAAAAUCAGAAAGUUAUUAAAAGUGGAACCUCUUCCGGAUGGCACUGGUCAUUUCUUUAAUCUCAAUGUUCAGAACCGUCUCCUGAAUGCUGAUGAAAGCAUCUACAUCCCUAUUGCGAGAGCUGAACUGAUCGUGAUGAACUCAGCUUUCAGUUUUAUACUGCCAUACCUGUUGGGCUGGCAUGCCUUCGCAGAUACCAUUAAACCGGACGACAGUAUCAGAUCUAACCUCACAAGCUCAAGAUCAGGGCCUGAACUGGAGUGGGGAAGAUAGAACUAUUUUCCU
Dendrobium catenatum is the source of this 938-nucleotide messenger RNA. Its product is annotated as single-stranded DNA-binding protein WHY1, chloroplastic. Lineage: Eukaryota; Viridiplantae; Streptophyta; Magnoliopsida; Asparagales; Orchidaceae. Gene Ontology annotation, biological process: defense response; regulation of DNA-templated transcription. The transcript has 7 exons. The coding region runs from base 129 to 926 and encodes 265 amino acids. Gene Ontology annotation, molecular function: single-stranded DNA binding. The record is from RefSeq and is a predicted model, not a curated record.